AUGGCCACACUUCACACACUAUCUUCUUGUUGGUGGUGGACUGUUUCACAUUGUUUAAUAGGAUGUGCAUUGCGAAUUAAGCAGCAAAUACAGCUAAUUGUUAAUGUGUAAUGCAAAAGUGCAAGUGUUCGCGCGCCAGCCAACAUCAAUUCUAAACAUACGCCGCGUGUAACGCUCUAAAGCUUAAAGCGUACGCCUACAAAAACUAACGAGCGCUGCUGCUGCAUAAAAAAGAAGGAAAAGAGUGGCGAGCUAUAUUAUUGUUGUUGUUGUUGUUGCGUUCUGCUGUGUCGUGCGUGAGUGCGUGCGUUCCUUCGUGCGUCUCUGUUGUAUUUCGUGUCUGUUUUUGUUUUUUGUUUGUUGUUCGUGAAGUCUUUUUUGUUGUUGUUUUGCAACCACGGCAAGUGGAAAGUUCACGCGCACGCAUACAAGUGCAAAAGCAGAAGGCACACACACGCACACUUGUGUGUGUGUGUCCAUGUGUGUAUGCGUGUGUAAGUUUGUGCAUAUGUGUGUGUCGGCAGCAGCGGCAACCAUAAAUACAAAACGCUGGGAAAAUCGAAUUUAAAACAACAACAACCGAACUAGAGAGAAGCAGCAGAAGGAGGAGGCGAAAGAAUACAACAACUGUAACAAUGUCCAGCACAAUCGAAUUCGAGACAAUUGGCAGUCGGCUGCAGUCGCUGGAGGUGGCGCUGCAGGCGCAAAACGAAUCACAUGAACAAAUCGUCUUAUCAAAGCGUGUUCGGCCAACAACAAUAUCGACAACAACAACAAACACAGGAGCAGCAACAGCGACACCAAACAGUGCAGCGGCCAUUAACGCCGCAGCGGCGGCAGCAUCACAAGCUCAAACAGCAGCAGCAGCCGCCGCUAGCGCUGCCUCUGUCUCUGCCGCCAACAAUGUCGCCGCCGCCUCACCAAACAGACCAGCGACAGCGCUGCCGGUGCCAACGUCGACGUCAGCGUCUCUGUCGUCUGGUAUCUUUGCUGGCGGGGGCUUUGCCCCGCCCACCAGGAGUAUGCGCCCAACGCCCAGUUUGCCCAUACCUGAAUCUGGAGGAUCGACGCGACGUCGCAUGGUGCUGCCACUGCCCACACAGCUGCAUCCUUCCGAAACGGAAACGGAUAAGAAGCUGAAGAUGAUAAUGGGCCAGACGGGCAAACUGAAUAUCAAUGGCCAUCAAUAUCCGACAGAUAUCCACGAUCUGCAGCAUCUGGGCGAUCUGGGCAAUGGAACCAGCGGCAAUGUGGUCAAAAUGCUGCACGUCUCCAGCAAUACGAUCAUUGCCGUCAAACAGAUGCGACGCACCGGCAAUGCCGAGGAGAACAAACGCAUUCUGAUGGAUCUGGAUGUAGUGCUCAAGUCGCAUGACUGCAAAUAUAUCGUCAAGUGUCUGGGCUGUUUUGUGCGCGAUCCGGAUGUCUGGAUCUGCAUGGAACUGAUGUCCAUGUGCUUCGAUAAGUUGCUCAAAUUGACCAAGAAGCCGGUGCCGGAGCCCAUUCUUGGCAAAGUCACGGUGGCGACGGUCAAUGCUUUGUCCUACCUGAAGGACAAACACGGCGUCAUCCAUCGCGACGUGAAGCCAUCGAACAUUUUGAUUGAUGAGCGCGGCAAUAUAAAGCUAUGCGAUUUUGGGAUUAGCGGACGUUUAGUGGACUCCAAGGCGAACACACGUUCCGCUGGCUGUGCAGCCUAUAUGGCGCCGGAACGCAUCGAUCCGAAGAAACCAAAGUACGAUAUACGAGCAGAUGUCUGGUCAUUGGGCAUAUCGCUAGUGGAGCUGGCAACUGCACGCUCACCAUACGAGGGCUGUAAUACGGACUUUGAGGUGCUGACCAAGGUGCUCGACUCGGAGCCCCCAUGUUUGCCCAGCGGCGAGGGAUACAAUUUUAGUCAACAGUUUCGUGACUUUGUCAUCAAGUGCCUCACUAAGAACCAUCAGGAUCGACCCAAGUAUCCGGAGCUGCUGGCUCAGCCGUUUAUCAAGAUGUAUGAGCAGGCCAAGAUCGAUGUGCCUGGCUGGUUUCAAAAUGUGAUGGACUCCGCUGCUGGGAAGCGUAUGCGCGCCAAUGGUGAUGCCACCCUAACGAGAGCAACAGCAACAGGAACAGGCACAACAACAACAGCAGCAGCAGCAGCAGCAGCAACACGCGCCAAGGAAGCUGCAACAUUGUAUGGAAGAACUGCAACGGCAACAGCAACAACAGCAGCAGCAGCAGCAGCAACCACGCGUAGUCCAACGCAAACACAAACGCUGAAGACAAUAAAACCCACACAGAUUCCAAGCUACCAGCAGCAGCAGCAACAGUUGCCGGUUACGCAGUAUUUCAUACAAUCAGCCACACAACUACCUCAACAAACAGCAACAUCAGCAACGGCGGCGUCAAACACAUUGAACUACUUCAGCAGCGGCGGCAGCGGCAGCAGCAGCAGCGGCGCCAGUCCGCUGUCGCCGCCGUCAAGCGCUGCUGUCACUGUUCCGGCUGCUGGCGGGCACAAUGACAUUGGCAAGCUCUAUCGCAAGUCGCCUUUCAUGCAGCGCAAGCUGAGCAAUGGCUCCCACUACAAGUACAGCGACGAGAGUCCCAAGAAGGAGUCUGUUUUCAGCAGCAUAGGUCAAUCGAUUUUACGCAAUUUAACCUCAUCGCCGUUCAGCCAGAAGAAGCAUCAGCCCAUUGUGACAGCGACAACACCAACGGCAGCCACACCAACAGCAGCAACAGCAACAACAGCAACAACAGCAACAACGCCAACAACACUGCCGCAUCACAAUAAGAAAGUGAAAACGCCCACGGAACUGUUGGCCACGCCCAAAUGGCGACUGCCCCACGAUACCUGUGAUAGUAGAAUUGAUAAUGUCAACUUGGCGCUCAGUUCACCCACGCUGCAGCGCAAGCAUCUGAUAAUGGAGCAAUCCACAGCGACAGCGACAGGAACAGGCACAACAACAACGUUGCCAACAACAUUGCAGCUCAACAAUCAGCAACAACAACAGCAACAACAGCAACAGCUGCAGCAGCAGCGAUUGCAGCCGGGCAAUCAAAGUCCCAUAGUGUUGCAGCGCUUCUACCAUCAACAGAAUCAGCUGCGCGAAAAAGAAGCAGCCGAGCGGCAACAGCAACAACAACAACAACAGCAGAAGCAGCAGCAAUUCCAACAGCUCCCACAACAUUAUCAGAUGCAAUCGCAAUCCCAACAGCUUCCACAGUCCCAUCAGUCGCCGGAGUUGUAUCACUUUCUGCAGUCGCCGCCGGCGCCGGCGCCGCCGCUGACGCCAACGAUGCUGCGCGCUGCGCCGGCUGCAGCCGCUGCGACCAGCACCAAUCCGUUUCACAGCAACUAUGUGGCGCCACCGUCGUCGCACUCCACCUCUAGUCAAUCCUCGACGCAGUCGACGUGCUCCCAAAUAGCCAGCGCAGCGCCCGCCUCUCCCUGUGCCACAGCCGCCGGACACUUUGGUGUGGGCACUGCGGCCCAACUGCAGUAUCAGCCAUUGCCGCUAACGCCCACUACAGCAGCAGCAGCAGCUCCAGCAGCGGCAGCAGCUGGCGACAGCAGCAGCCAGCCCCCCAGCAGAUCGCCCGAGCAGCUGCCGCCGGACUAUGGCACGGCGCCAGUAGCUGGCAGCAAGCUGAGCAAAUUGUAUGCACGUCGCCAGCUGCUGGGACAGCAGGCGAGCAGCAAUCUGGAAGCCAGAGAGCAGCAGCAGCAGCCGCCGCAUCUCUACAGCACGCAAACGGAUGCCGGCUGGUUCAAUACACUCGCCGGCGCCAUGAAGCGACAAUUUGCGACCUAUGUUAAAACCCAAUUGAAUUCCACAGCGACGGCCCAGACGCUGGCCAAUGGCAACGAACAGGAGUCGGCGCAGCCACCAGCGCCGCCAGCCUAUCGCAGCCUAAGCAAUAAUGGCACCAACACCACCAGCGGCAGCUACAACCACAACCACAAUGCGACAGCCAAAACGUAUUAUUAUCGCACGCUGUCGGCGGCGAGCAGCAACAGCAGCAGCCACAGCCAGAGCCAGAGCCACAGCCACAACACCAGCCAGAGCACCUCGCCCACUACGGAGCCACUGACGGGCACUGCGGCGGUGGCGCAUGGCAUUGCUGGCGGCGGCGGCGGUGGCGCGCCGACGGCGAUGGCGACGAGCGGCUUCCUGCGGCGCUAUGCCAGCAGCGGCAUUGUUGCCGGCAACCACAGCAGCGGCAGCAGCAGCACACCGCCCAGCCCACACUUGCUGGCCGGACUGGAUAGGCGGCAUCGCAGUCCGGAUCCGCCGCCGCGCUACAAUCGCGGCCAGUCGCCGCUGCUGCUGCGCAAAAAUCUGCUCGAGCUCAGCGGACAGCCGGCGGGCUCACCGCUGCUGCAGCGACGCUAUGUGUCGGCAUCGCCGCCCUUGCCGCCGCCGCGUCGCGGAUCGGAGAGUGUGCCCGGAUCGCCGCAGCAUUUUCGCACGCGCAUCCAUUAUACGCCCGAGCCGCAGCGACGCAUCUAUCGCACCAUAGAUCAAUGAGUAGCGCUGCAAAUAAUGGUCAUGUGAUGUUGGUAUGGCUUUGAUGAUGUGGCCGACGAGGAGGCGGCACAGGCAGCAGCAGCAGCAGCAGCAGGAGCAGGAGCAGGAGCAGGAGGAGGAGGAGCAGCAGCAGCAGCAGCAGCAGGAGGAGCAACGGAUGCUAGACCAGCGGCAACGUCUAGACGCUCGCUGGACUUUUAAGCAGCUAGCAAGAA
Molecule: messenger RNA, 4732 nt
Organism: Drosophila navojoa
Lineage: Eukaryota; Metazoa; Arthropoda; Insecta; Diptera; Drosophilidae
Gene: hep
Product: hemipterous
Biological process (GO): protein phosphorylation
Molecular function (GO): protein kinase activity; ATP binding
Source: RefSeq, a predicted model, not a curated record